Messenger RNA from Egretta garzetta (little egret), 2280 nucleotides. It is a transcript of the gene USP49, whose product is annotated as ubiquitin specific peptidase 49. Gene Ontology annotation, molecular function: zinc ion binding; cysteine-type deubiquitinase activity. The transcript has 6 exons. The record is from RefSeq and is a predicted model, not a curated record. Gene Ontology annotation, biological process: protein deubiquitination. Lineage: Eukaryota; Metazoa; Chordata; Aves; Pelecaniformes; Ardeidae. Gene Ontology annotation, cellular component: cytoplasm. The coding region runs from base 166 to 2259 and encodes 697 amino acids.
AGACGUGCUGCCUUACAAUGAAGACUUAAGUAGUAAUUAAAUUCUCGAGGAACCGCCGAGACUCCUUUGGCUGAAAUGGGGAUGUUCCGGGCCCUGGAUGCUGCGUCGCGGAGAAAAGGAUGUUUAAACACGACUCCGUCAAAGCAGCGAAGACUUCUGUAAGACAUGGAUAGAUGCAAACAUGUUGGGCGGCUACGACUCGCCCAGGACCACUCUAUCCUGAACCCCCAGAAGUGGCACUGCGUGGACUGCCAGACAACCGAAUCUAUCUGGGCUUGUCUGAAGUGCUCCCACGUAGCCUGUGGGAGGUAUAUCGAGGAGCAUGCACUUAAACACUUUGAAGAAACCAGGCAUCCGUUGGCAAUGGAAGUUAACGAUCUGUAUGUCUUUUGUUACCUUUGUGAAGAUUAUGUCUUGAAUGAUAACCCGGAGGGUGAUUUGAAAUUGCUGAGAAGUUCUCUGUCAGCAAUUAAAAGUCAAAAACAUGAUCCGUCAACAAGAAGUGGCAGGACAUUGCGAUCAAUGGCUUUGGGAGAGGACAUGUGCAGCCAUCAAAGGAGCCCUCAGGGACAAUCUCAGAUGCUUACAGCUCUCUGGCACAGGCGCCAGUCCUUGCUUGCAAAGGCGCUACGGACCUGGUUUGAUAAGAGCUCUAGAGGCCAGCUAAAAUUAAAACAAAAGAAACAAAUGGAGGAGUUGGAGAAAAAGAAGGAGGCAGCUAGGCAGCGGCGGCAGGAGAUGAAGAGACAACUCCUGGAGGAGCUGGCAAACACUCCUCCGAGGAAGAGUGCAAGGCUGUUGUCUCACGUGCACAGAGAGAACUUGAUUCCAAGGAAAUUCAGGGAGGUGGCGACCGCUUCCCCUACCUCAAGGCAGAUGCAGAGCAGCAGAUUCAAACAGUUUUAUUCCAUCCGGCGUAAGCCUCUGAUGACUCCCGGGGUAACGGGUCUAAGGAACCUGGGAAACACAUGUUACAUGAAUUCUAUUCUGCAAGUGCUAAGUCACCUCCAGAAAUUUAGAGAAUGUUUUUUGACACUUGAUCUCUGUGAAACAGAAGAACUCUUAGCCAAAACUGUGAAUGGGAAGUCUAGGAUGCCUGGCAAAUUGGCAAAUGGGUCUGCUGCUAAUGAGUCAGGGAAGACUGACAAAGUGGGAUCAUAUGGCACGCAGAGCUUGCCAGCUGGCUUAAAUGGUGGCUCCUCAAUAAGCAGGAGUUUAGAACUAAUACAACCCAAGGAACCAAGUUCAAAGCACAUCUCCCUCUGUCACGAAUUGCACACCCUCUUCAGAGUGAUGUGGUCUGGCAAGUGGGCGCUCGUGUCGCCCUUUGCCAUGCUGCAUUCUGUGUGGAGUCUGAUCCCAGCGUUUCGAGGUUACGAUCAGCAGGAUGCUCAGGAAUUUCUCUGCGAGUUGCUGGAUAAAGUACAGCAGGAGCUGGAGUCGGAAGGAACGAAGCGCAGGAUCCUUAUCCCUUUCUCACAGAGGAAGCUCACCAAGCAGGUCCUGAAGGUGGUGAACACCAUUUUUCAUGGGCAGUUGCUUAGUCAGGUCACCUGCAUAACAUGCAACUACAAAUCCAACACUGUUGAGCCCUUUUGGGAUCUUUCCCUGGAAUUCCCCGAGCGCUAUCACUCCAUCGAGAAAGGAAUCGUCCCUGUUAAUCAGACAGAGUGCAUGCUGACAGAGAUGUUGGCCAAGUUCACCGAGACCGAAGCUCUGGAAGGGAGGAUAUACGCGUGCGACCAAUGCAACAGCAAACGGCGAAAGUCUUCUCCUAAACCUCUUGUUCUGAGUGAAGCUAAAAAGCAGUUAAUGAUCUACAGACUACCUCAGGUCCUCCGACUGCACCUUAAACGAUUCAGGUGGUCUGAACGUAAUCACCGUGAGAAGAUUGGGGUCCAUGUCCUCUUUGACCAGGUAUUAAACAUGGAACCUUACUGCUGCAGGGACUCUCUCUCCUCUCUUGACAAAGAGACCUUUGUCUAUGACCUCUCCGCUGUGGUGAUGCAUCACGGGAAAGGGUUUGGCUCAGGACACUACACAGCAUAUUGCUACAACACAGAGGGAGGUUUUUGGGUCCACUGCAAUGACUCCAAACUGAAUGUAUGUAGCGUGGAGGAGGUGUGCAAAACCCAGGCCUACAUUCUUUUUUACACUCAAAGAACAGUGCAGGACAAAGCAAGAAUCUCAGAAAAACAACUCCAAGCUCAGGUGCCGUCCAAAAAUAGCGAUAAGGACAGAAGACUGACAUUCCCAUGAUGGGGAGCUCUGUAACUCAAU